CUGAGGCUUGCCCACCGCGAAGAUCCCAGGGAGUCGUGUUGACGGAAGUUGCUUUGCCCCGCAGGCAGUCAGACGCUGACAACCAUGAACUCUUGGGCCAAGGGCAAGAGCUGCUUGGCCGCGGGCUUGCUACAGAAUCAAGUGGCCAUCGUCACGGGCGGGGGCACGGGCAUCGGAAAGGCCAUUGUGAGCGAACUCCUGCAUUUGGGCUGUAAUGUGGUCAUUGCCUCCCGUAAAUUUGAUAGAUUGAAAUCUGCUGCCGAUGAACUGAAGGCCAGCCUGCCUGCCAACAGCCAGUCUCAAGUCACUCCCAUACAAUGCAAUAUCCGUAAAGAAGAGGAGGUGAAUAAUUUGAUCAAAUCCACCUUAGAUAUUUAUGGGAAGAUCAAUUUCUUGGUAAACAAUGGAGGAGGCCAGUUCAUGUCUCCUGCUGAGCAUAUCACUUCAAAGGGAUGGCAUGCUGUGAUUGAAACCAACCUGUCAGUUUACAACUCCUGGAUGAAAGAGCAUGGAGGAUCUAUUGUCAAUAUCAUUAUGAGUACUAAAAAUGGAUUUCCAGGGGCUGCGCAUAGUGGCGCUGCCAGAGAAGGUGUUUACAACCUCACCAAAACCUUAGCUUUGGAAUGGGCCAGCAGUGGAGUAAGGAUCAACUGUGUCGCCCCUGGAGUCAUUUAUUCCCAGACUGCUUUUGACAACUAUGGUCAUUUGGCAGAAGAAUUAUUUGCAAGGAGCUGUCAGAGAAUCCCAGCUAAAAGACUUGGAGUUCCUGAGGAGGUCUCCCCCUUGGUAUGCUUCCUGCUGUGUCCAGCAGCUUCCUUUAUCACCGGACAGUUAGUGGAUGUGGAUGGCGGCCAAUCUCUGUAUAGUCACAUGUAUGACAUACCAGAUCAUGACAACUGGCCCAAGGGAACAGGGGACCUUACUGUUGUCAAAAGGAUGAAAGACUCCUUAAAGUGUGAAGCCAAGCUCUAACCUAAGGAAAGAAGGCGGUGUCCUGUGUCCCCAAAUGCCUUCAGUCUUGAGAAUGCCUUCAGUCUUGUAUACUUUAUAGGAGCUUAUAAUUUAUGGGGAAAAAUCGUCUGGUGCUUUUUUAAUGUUAUCAGUUUUGACUAUGCAAAAGCUAUUCUUGAAAUACAUGCAUUUUUAAGUCCCAACUAAUGACCUUUAGCUUGUGUUUUAAAAAAAAAAAUUUUAGGAAUGGAAAUUAACAUACUUUAGGAUUAUACUUUUUAUUUCUAAGAAAGGUAUUUGAAAAGUGAAAUAAUUUCAAAUUAAUAACUGAGUAUCAUGAUCUCCCAGAAGAUUUUACUAUUUAAUUGUAAAGGUGGGCAAUAAAUCUCAAUUGUGGCAUCGUUAUGAUUCUGGCAACCAGAGUUAUACAGUGAUUCAUUUUACCUGGCAAGUACUUUUGGAUCAAUAAAGCUCUAUGGUAAUUAUUGGUGUGUGGUUUGCUUUGCUCAAGAAGUCAAAUUUGUAUGAAAUCUCUUAAUUCAAAAGGAAAAUAAAGUUAUGUAUAAUA
Rhinolophus ferrumequinum (greater horseshoe bat) is the source of this 1519-nucleotide messenger RNA. RefSeq names its product peroxisomal trans-2-enoyl-CoA reductase (gene PECR). Gene Ontology annotation, molecular function: trans-2-enoyl-CoA reductase (NADPH) activity. Bases 85 to 972 code for a protein of 295 amino acids. The transcript has 8 exons. Lineage: Eukaryota; Metazoa; Chordata; Mammalia; Chiroptera; Rhinolophidae. The record is from RefSeq and is a predicted model, not a curated record. Gene Ontology annotation, biological process: phytol metabolic process. Gene Ontology annotation, cellular component: peroxisome.